This is a messenger RNA of Staurois parvus, 927 nucleotides long. Lineage: Eukaryota; Metazoa; Chordata; Amphibia; Anura; Ranidae. The record is from the annotation of a GenBank genome assembly.
UGCAGGCUGUGGUGACAUUUAAUGACGUGGCGGUGUGCUUCUCGGAGGACGAAUGGAAGGGGCUACAGGACCAGCAGAGGGGAUCUGUACUGCCAGGUGAUGACGGACAACUACAAGAACCUGACCGCGCUGGGACUCUCACAAUCCCCUCCGGAGAUUGUGCUGAAGAUUGAGAGGGGGGAAGACCCCUGCGUGGACACUGGUGAGGAGACUGCAGAUAACAUGGCGGUAAAUGGACGCAACGAAGAGGUCCAGAUGAGAUGGAAUCAUUGGAAGAGCGCCAGUCAGCGGCCAGCAGCAAGGGCGGUCAGUAGGAGGUCCCUGCGUCUGGUAAGGAGAGCCACCAGGUCGGCAGAAGAGGGAGCAUCUUCAAAGAAAUCACCCCGCAGAGAGAAGAUUUCUGAUGGUCACUCCCGUAACGGGGUCACUCAGGAAAAAGCUUUGCAUGAUGGCGGUUCUGAGGAGAGAAGUGACAUGGAUGGAGCAGGGUCCAGUCCUGGUAGUAAAACACUUCAUGAGACAGAUGGGGUUGACCAGGAAAGGCAAGAGUCGUCAGGCAGCCCUCAGAAGAUGCACACUUGUGCCCAGUGUGGGGAGAGCUGGAGUCACCUCAUCGACUUCCUAUCCCACCAGAUGGGGAACUGUCAGGACCGGCCACACGGCUGCAGCAUCUGCGGCAAGACCUUCGUAAAGAAGCAGCACCUGACGGCUCACCGGAAGACGCACACAGAAGAUCGACCGUACACCUGUAACCAGUGUGGGCGGAGCUUCCGGCAGAACUCCACCCUGACCACUCAUCUCUGGAGUCACGCCGGACACAAGCCUUUCCACUGUACCUGCUGCCCCAAGAGCUUCAGCCGCAAGACUGACCUGGUAGCCCAUGUGAGACGUCACACCGGGGAGCGUCCCUACCAGUGUCCAUACUGC